AGGCCAAAACUCAACAUUUGGACCCGGGGCUUACCAUAACUCCAGAAUCCACUACAGAGACUGAACCUUCUCUAACCAUGCAAGAGACCCCAACCCAGCCUCCAGAGCCACCUAAGGAGGUUGUUCAGUAUCCAUCCCAACAGGAAGUGACAGUUCCUACUCCAAGUAAGGAUCAAGGUCAGCAACCAACAUUGCCCAGUGUCACAGCUCAUCAUGUGGACUUGGGGGUUACCAUAACUCCAGAACCUACUACAGAGGCUGAACAUUCUACACCCAUGAAGGAGACUACAACUCCUCCCCCAAAGGACCUUGAGGUGACACUUGCACAUCCAAAACAGGUUCAGAGGCAACAUCGAAACCUGACUGAAGUCACGGUUCCACCUAUGGACCUAGAAAUUCCUGUAAGUCAGCAACCAGAGUCAUUUGAGACAGGUUUUCCUCCAACAACUCAACAUCCUGUGGUGCAUUUUGUAAACUAUACCUCAGAAAAGGCAUACACAACUUUAACUUGGCAACCAGAACAGAAUGCCACCACAAACCUCAAAAUAUGUGAGCUCUGUACCUGCAAAGGUGAGACACUGUCGUGUGUCGGUCUCAGCGUACAGCAGAGGCUCCGCAGAGUGCCCGUGCUGGAGCCCGACACCUACAACGGCACCUUCACCAUCUUAAAUUUCCAAGGAAACUCUAUUUCUCACAUUGAUAAAAAUGUAUGGAAGGGAUACCGUUGGGCUGAGAAACUAAUUCUCCGUGACAAUUAUCUGACCGAAUUACGUAAAGACACAUUUGAAGGCCUGCUAUCCCUCCAGUAUUUAGAUUUAUCCUGCAAUAAAAUACAAUCUAUUGAAAGACGUACAUUUGAAUCACUACCUUUUUUGAAGUUUGUAAAUCUUGGUUGCAAUUUACUCACCGAACUGAGCUUUGGAACAUUUCAGGCCUGGCAUGGAAUGCCGUUUUUACACAAGCUAAUUAUCAGUCGUAACCCUCUGUCAACUGUUGAAGAUUCCUAUCUUUUUAAGUUGCCAGCAUUAAAAUAUUUAGACAUGGGAUCAACACAGGUGUCACUUACAACAGUUGAGAGCAUCCUCAUGAUGACCCUUGAAUUGGAAACACUGAUUUUACCUAGCCGUAUGGCCUGCUGUCUCUGCCAAUUUAAAAAUACUGUUGAGGUUGUCUGUAAGACAGUCAAGCUACAUUGUGACAGUGCAUGUCUGACAAAUGGCACACGUUGUGAUCAGGAAGUAUACCCAAGGAAUGCAGAAGGAUCAUUCAUGAAGGUAUUGACAGCUCGAAAGAAGAGCGCCAGCACGGAGCUGACUAUUGAGCCAGAGAAGGCAUCCUCAGACAUAGAUCGUGUCAGUUUGUCAGCCUUUAUGAAUGAACAGCUAGACUUCAAUGACGAAAGUGAUGUCAUUAGUGCACUGAAUUACAUAUUGCCUUAUUUCUCGGAGGGCAAUCUAGAAGACGUAGAAUCGACGCUGUUACCGUUGAUUAAACUUCUGUUUUCAAAUGUGCAAGAGGGAGACAAGCCCGUGGGUCACUCGAUGAACGACACAGGGGACCCUUCUCUUAAACCUGGAUCCAACAAUUCAACUUACAAGAAUAAACUGAGAAAACUCGACUUUCUGGAAAAUUUGUUAGAUGCAGAAAUUCAGGAAAAAAUUGAUGAAAUGAAAAAGAAAGAAAAAAUGGCCAUGCUUAUACAUUCCAGCCUUUUAGGUCCCAAGUUUAAACGUCAAAUCUUUCCAAAGAAAUUGGAAACUGCCCAACCGCAGGAGAAGAGCCUAGACGAGGUUGAGAGUGUGGGGGAAAAGUCCCUGAGAGUGAACAAGGUCAUCAAGGGCCCAAAGGGCAUACGGAAAAGGCACUUAAAAGAACUGAGACAUCAGAACAUCCAGAGUAAACAGAACGCCCAGCCAUCUGUGGAGAACAUGGCCAAGGAAAGAAGGCUCAGGACACCAUCCCCAGGAGAGCUUCCCGUGGCACACAGGCCCAGCAAAUCAGUGGGAAGCUCCUUCAAUCCAGAGCCUUCGUUCAUGGAUGAGCACAAGGCAGCGGUCUCUUCUCUCAUGAAGCAAUACUUUUUGGACAGGCCUUCUGCCACCCCCGCUCCCAAGGAAAGAAGGCUCAGGACACCAUCCCCAGGGGAGCUUCCCGUGGCGCACAGGCCCAGCAAAUCAGUGGGAAGCUCCUUCAAUCCAGAGCCUUCGUUCAUGGAUGAGCACAAGGCAGCGGUCUCUUCUCUGAUGAAGCAAUACUUUUUGGACAGGCCUUCUGCCACCCCCGCUCCCAAGGAAAGAAGGCUCAGGACACCAUCCCCAGGGGAGCUUCCCGUGGCGCACAGGCCCAGCAAAUCAGUGGGAAGCUCCUUCAAUCCAGAGCCUUCGUUCAUGGAUGAGCACAAGGCAGCGGUCUCUUCUCUGAUGAAGCAAUUCUUUUUGGACAGGCCUUCUGCCACCCCCGCUCCCAAGGAAAGAAGGCUCAGGACACCAUCCCCAGGGGAGCUUCCCGUGGCGCACAGGCCCAGCAAAUCAGUGGGAAGCUCCUUCAAUCCAGAGCCUUCGUUCAUGGAUGAGCACAAGGCAGCGGUCUCUUCUCUGAUGAAGCAAUACUUUUUGGACAGGCCUUCUGCCACCCCCGCUCCCAAGGAAAGAAGGCUCAGGACACCAUCCCCAGGGGAGCUUCCCGUGGCGUACAGGCCCAGCAAAUCAGUGGGAAGCUCCUUCAAUCCAGAGCCUUCGUUCAUGGAUGAGCACAAGGCAGCGGUCUCUUCUCUCAUGAAGCAAUACUUUUUGGACAGGCCUUCUGCCACCCCCGCUCCCAAGGAAAGAAGGCUCAGGACACCAUCCCCAGGGGAGCUUCCCGUGGCGCACAGGCCCAGCAAAUCAGUGGGAAGCUCCUUCAAUCCAGAGCCUUCGUUCAUGGAUGAGCACAAGGCAGCGGUCUCUUCUCUCAUGAAGCAAUACUUUUUGGACAGGCCUUCUGCCACCCCCGCUCCCAAGGAAAGAAGGCUCAGGACACCAUCCCCAGGGGAGCUUCCCGUGGCGCACAGACCCAGCAAAUCAGUGGGAAGCUCCUUCAAUCCAAAGCCUUCGUUCAUGGAUGAGCACAAGGCAGCGGUCUCUUCUCUGAUGAAGCAAUACUUUUUGGACAGGCCUUCUGCCACCCCCGCUCCCAAGGAAAGAAGGCUCAGGACACCAUCCCCAGGGGAGCUUCCCGUGGCGCACAGGCCCAGCAAAUCAGUGGGAAGCUCCUUCAAUCCAGAGCCUUCGUUCAUGGAUGAGCACAAGGCAGCGGUCUCUUCUCUGAUGAAGCAAUACUUUUUGGACAGGCCUUCUGCCACCCCCGCUCCCAAGGAAAGAAGGCUCAGGACACCAUCCCCAGGGGAGCUUCCCGUGGCGCACAGGCCCAGCAAAUCAGUGGGAAGCUCCUUCAAUCCAGAGCCUUCGUUCAUGGAUGAGCACAAGGCAGCGGUCUCUUCUCUGAUGAAGCAAUACUUUUUGGACAGGCCUUCUGCCACCCCCGCUCCCAAGGAAAGAAGGCUCAGGACACCAUCCCCAGGGGAGCUUCCCGUGGCGCACAGGCCCAGCAAAUCAGUGGGAAGCUCCUUCAAUCCAGAGCCUUCGUUCAUGGAUGAGCACAAGGCAGCGGUCUCUUCUCUCCUGAAGCAAUACUCUUUGGGCAGGCCUUCUGCCCCCCCCGCUCCAAAAUCCCCACCUGACAUGAAAAAAGAAUCAAAAGACUUAACGUACACCAUUUUUGUUCUAGAAGAUGCAAAUGCUAGAGUUAGAAAUAUGAAGGCUUUCGGACCAGCCUCACACCCCAGAAAGACACACCGCUUUCAUAAAAGUCGCUCCCGUGUGGUCCACAGAACACCCAAGGCCAAACCGAAUCGAAAGUCCAGAAAGGAAAGUUCACUCAGUAAUAGACAGCUGCUUGCAAAGAGGCCUCCAUCCUCUGCAGUCAGGAGCCUCAUAAAUUCCCCUUCACGAGAGGAUUUUUCAUCUCCGGGAGAAGUGAGUCCUCAGAAAAAUCCUUUUCCAGAAUUAUUUGCUCCUUCAGGAAGUUACAGAGAAAACGCUACUGUAGAGAACACUACUGCCCAAAAUGUUUCUGAAGAAAAUAUUUCUACAGGAAACACUACUGUGCCAGAACAAACCCUCCCUGAAUUCACAGACCGUAAGAAUCUUUCCGCUGCUAAUUCUACUGUUACUGCAGACAACUCUAUGCCGACCGUUAAACAAACCAAUGGUACACAACAGGAAUACCACAAUGCGGGCACUGGCUUGCCCCCAAAAGCCACAGGCUUCACUGUGUCAAAGCUCUCGUCCUCAGGUGAUCUGUUUGAAAUUCAGUUAAACCAGCAGCUACAGUCCCUCAUCCCCAGCAAUGACGUGAGAAGGCUCAUUUCUCAUGUUAUCCGGACUUUGAAAAUGGACUGCUCUGAGACCCAGGUGCAGCUGGCCUGUGCCAAGCUCGUCUCCAGAACAGGCCUCCUGAUGAAGCUUCUCAGCGAGCAGCAAGAAGUAAAGGUGUCCAAGGCAGAGUGGGAUACGGACCAAUGGAAAAAUGAGAAUUAUAUCAAUGAGAGCACAGAAGUCCAGAGUGAACAGAGAGGGCAGGAGUCAAGGGAGCUCACAAAAGAAGUUCCAGGCUAUGGCUAUAACAACAAACUCAUCUUGGCAAUAUCUGUGACUGUAGUAGUGAUGGUUUUGAUCAUGGUUUUCUGUCUCAUUGAGCCUUCUGGUUAUACUUCAGUGUGCCACAGAGGCCUGUCUCCACAGGAGGUAAUGCCCAAUCAUGUGGACACAGAUGCCCUAUCUGUGGAAUGGAUGUUUUCCUUAUUGUCAAGUCAUGACCUGACAUUCUGAUUUUGAUCAGUCCUGUGACAUUGGUAAGGUGAUAUUGCCUCCAUGCAGAAAGAAGUGCGUUCUCUCUUGAUGAGAUCAGAGUCUGAUUUCUCAGCCUAAGAGCCUAGGAACUAGCGUGGGGUCAACUUACCAUGACCUCUGGGAAGAGAAAUCAUUGGCCAUUGUCCAGUCAGUACUCUGCAUCUUGAGGUGGCCUGCAGCCUUUUGCUUUUGGGAAGUUCUAUAAACUCCUAUUGCUGUUUUAAAUUCCUAUGUGGUUUAACCUUGUGUUUAUAUUUUUUUAUGUGGUUUCAUUAUUUCCUCUCCCUACUUAGAUGAUACACUUUUUGAGGUCAGAGACCAUGCAGUUUUUUUCCUGUAGUGGACAAUAAUGAUGUUCAAAGGAAGAGAUGAGGCAUUGUGUCAAUUUCACAAUGAGGAAUAAUGCAACCUAAUAUUUAUGUGAAGUAGCCUACAGAGUCCAGCAAUAGACAGAUCCGUGGAUGACUAGGACUUUUGAAAUGUUACCUUUUAGAGGCGCCUGGGUGGCUCAGUUGGUUAAGCGUCCUACUUUGGCUCAGGUCAUAAUUUCAUGGUUCAGGAGUUCGAGCCCUGUGUUGGGCUCUGUGCUGACAGCUCAGAACCUGGAGCCUGCUCUGGAUUCUGUGUGUGUGUGUGUGUGUGUGUGUCUCUCUCUCUUUGCCCCUCUCUCACUCUUUCUCUCUCUCUCUGUCGCUCUCAAAAAUAAAUAAACAUUGAAAUGUUACCUUUUAGUAUUCAAAUCAGUGGAAGAAAAUAAAUAAAUGGUAAUAGAACAACUGCUUAAUUAUUUGGGAGGAAAAUAACAACAGAUCCCUAUUUCUCACCUUAAAAAAACAUAUUUCAGUACAUGUAAAAAAAGAGAAACAAGAACCCCUCAAAGUACUAGAAGAAAAUAGAAUCAAUACUUUUAUAAUCUUGUGGUGAGAAAAAGCUUUGUGACCUGAUACCACAUGCAGAAACAUUUGAUAGAUUUGAUCGUCUUGUCUGAUUUCUGCUUGGAAUAAACCAGACAUCUGAUUUAAUCCCCACAGUCCUGUGA
This is a messenger RNA of Neofelis nebulosa (Clouded leopard), 5928 nucleotides long. Its product is annotated as RAD52 motif-containing protein 1-like. The record is from RefSeq and is a predicted model, not a curated record. Lineage: Eukaryota; Metazoa; Chordata; Mammalia; Carnivora; Felidae. The transcript is spliced from 11 exons. Bases 78 to 4868 code for a protein of 1596 amino acids. Gene Ontology annotation, biological process: regulation of smooth muscle contraction. Gene Ontology annotation, molecular function: protein binding; RNA binding. Gene Ontology annotation, cellular component: nucleolus.